Messenger RNA from Dufourea novaeangliae, 666 nucleotides. Its product is annotated as homeobox protein MSX-2. The coding region runs from base 1 to 666 and encodes 221 amino acids. The transcript has 4 exons. Gene Ontology annotation, biological process: cell differentiation; regulation of transcription by RNA polymerase II. Gene Ontology annotation, molecular function: RNA polymerase II cis-regulatory region sequence-specific DNA binding; DNA-binding transcription factor activity, RNA polymerase II-specific. The record is from RefSeq and is a predicted model, not a curated record. Gene Ontology annotation, cellular component: nucleus. Lineage: Eukaryota; Metazoa; Arthropoda; Insecta; Hymenoptera; Halictidae.
AUGCGUAUGGAAAUGGAAGGAGAACACGUGAAACACCUAGAGUCCGAGCGGGUGCACGAAGACUCUGAGGACGAUUCGGCGGUGCACUCGGACUCCGAGGACACGAUAGACCCCGGCAGCAGUCCUUGCACACGACUGGAAAGUCCUCCACCAGCUCUGUCGCCGUCAACGUCUCCGGCGGCGGCCACUUCCGGCAAGAGUUGCGGGGCGAACAACGGCCCUCCCAGCGGCAGGAAGCCGAGGAGAAGACGAACGGCGUUCACCCAUGCCCAGCUGGCUUAUCUCGAACGAAAAUUCCGUUGUCAGAAAUAUCUCAGCGUGGCAGAUCGCAGCGACGUCGCGGACGCGCUGUCGCUCUCGGAAACCCAAGUGAAGACCUGGUACCAGAACAGAAGAACCAAAUGGAAGCGACAGAACCAACUACGAUUGGAACAACUCCGUCACCAAGCGACGGUGGAGAAGGAGCUGCUGGUGCGCGGUGUCGGUCUUCAUCACGGUGGCAUAGACGCGUACUGUCCACCUUACAACGCUCAAACGCAGACCCAAACACAUCCACCACCUCCUCCGCCUCCUCCGGCGCCGUCCAGCGCCUCGACGGCCGCCUUUCUGUCGACGGCGGCUGCACUUUUCCGGAACGUGACCUACGUCCACGGAUGCCCCCUUUAA